Messenger RNA from Eubalaena glacialis (North Atlantic right whale), 528 nucleotides. It is a transcript of the gene ELOB, whose product is annotated as elongin B. Gene Ontology annotation, cellular component: VCB complex; elongin complex. The transcript is spliced from 4 exons. The coding region runs from base 1 to 477 and encodes 158 amino acids. The record is from RefSeq and is a predicted model, not a curated record. Gene Ontology annotation, biological process: transcription elongation by RNA polymerase II. Gene Ontology annotation, molecular function: protein binding. NCBI's taxonomy places the organism in Eukaryota, Metazoa, Chordata, Mammalia, Artiodactyla, Balaenidae.
AUGGCGGCCAUGGGGCGGGGCCGCGGGGCGCGGGGCACGCUGGGGCCAGCGCGCGGGCUGCCGGGAACGGGGCGGAGCGCGGCCGCGCCGGCGCGUCGAGGGGGAGAGGCAGCAGCCGCGAUGGACGUGUUCCUCAUGAUCCGGCGCCACAAGACCACCAUCUUCACGGACGCCAAGGAGUCGAGCACUGUGUUCGAGCUAAAGCGCAUCGUCGAGGGCAUCCUCAAGCGGCCGCCGGACGAGCAGCGGCUGUACAAGGACGACCAGCUUCUGGACGACGGAAAGACAUUGGGCGAGUGUGGCUUCACCAGCCAGACAGCACGGCCUCAGGCCCCAGCCACUGUGGGGCUAGCCUUCAGGGCAGAUGAGGCCUUUGAGGCCCUGCGCAUCGAGCCCUUCUCCAGCCCACCCGAGCUGCCGGAUGUGAUGAAGCCACAGGACUCAGGAAGCAGCGCCAAUGAACAAGCUGUGCAGUGAGAGGCCCCCCCAACCGCCCUACCCCCCCAAUAAAAGAGAUUUGGGUGUCCA